AGUGGACUUGCGGACUGCGGUCCAGUUGUUGCGGACGCCGGUGGACCUGAGGCUCCGCUACGCCUUAGAUUAAGGACCUUACGUGUUUUGGUAGGAAUCCUUUGCCAUGACGGCUCAGGGCAGCCUGGUGGCCAACCGAGGCCGACGUUUCAAGUGGGCCAUUGAGCUGAGCGCGCCUGGAGGAGGCAGCAGGGGCCGAAGUGACCGGGGCGGUGGCCAGGGAGACUCGCUGUACCCAGUCGGUUACUUGGAUAAGCAAGUGCCUGAUACCAGCGUGCAAGAGACAGACCGGAUCCUGGUGGAGAAGCGCUGCUGGGACAUUGCCUUGGGUCCCCUCAAACAAAUUCCCAUGAACCUCUUCAUCAUGUACAUGGCAGGCAAUACCAUCUCCAUCUUUCCUACUAUGAUGGUGUGUAUGAUGGCGUGGCGACCCAUUCAGGCACUUAUGGCCAUUUCAGCCAAGGAUGGAGUUCAGUGGCGGAGGAUUGCUUUUGUGAACCUGAGAACGAAGCACCUGUUACCUAUGUAUUUGGAUCGCAUAUACAACCUUCUUUAUGCCCAGUGGCUCCUCCUCAGCAUAUCAACCCUUAACAUGAUCGCUCAUGCUGAAAAGAACCAAAAGCACUAUUUCCUCCAUGGUGGGGAGACACCAUAGAAAGAAUGUACUAUCACUACACACACAAAGAAGCUACCACAACCCUUGACUGAAAAUAAUGUAGAAAACUUUAUUUAUGUUUCCAGUAUAGAGCAAAACAACGAAUAAAACCAUAACUCUAUGUAAACAAAAGAAUGGUUGCUGCUAAAUCAAGAACCACAGCAGCAUCUCCUUUCAAUAAAUUACAUGGUCAAGAACAGUACUUUAAAAAAAUUGUACAUGUUUCCCUUAAAUCUAUUUUCUUUAAUAUUUCACUUCUAAUUAAUACAAGCUGGGACAUAAAUAUUCUGUUGGAGACACUUGUAGAAGAUGUGAGAAACUAAUGCUGGAUUCUGAUUAUACAUGAUAAAAUGAAAAAUAAACCAGACAAAAAGAGCAGAUAAA
Molecule: messenger RNA, 1039 nt
Organism: Phyllostomus hastatus (greater spear-nosed bat)
Lineage: Eukaryota; Metazoa; Chordata; Mammalia; Chiroptera; Phyllostomidae
Gene: EMC4
Product: ER membrane protein complex subunit 4
Exons: 4
Coding region: 107-655 (182 amino acids)
Biological process (GO): protein folding in endoplasmic reticulum
Cellular component (GO): EMC complex
Source: RefSeq, a predicted model, not a curated record